Messenger RNA from Salarias fasciatus (jewelled blenny), 4614 nucleotides. RefSeq names its product importin 7 (gene ipo7). The record is from RefSeq and is a predicted model, not a curated record. Gene Ontology annotation, molecular function: small GTPase binding. The transcript is spliced from 26 exons. Gene Ontology annotation, biological process: protein import into nucleus. Gene Ontology annotation, cellular component: nuclear envelope; cytosol. The coding region runs from base 110 to 3253 and encodes 1047 amino acids. Lineage: Eukaryota; Metazoa; Chordata; Actinopteri; Blenniiformes; Blenniidae.
UUCCUUUCGCGCCGGGUAACCGGAGAGCUGUGCGUCCAUGUGCGCAGUGACUGGGAACUGAUAGACCUCUGAAAUAUUAAAAAAAUCCGAGCCGCAAACAGUUUUCGUGAUGGAUCCAGAGUCUUUGGUCGAGGCCCUUCGGGGUACUAUGGACCCCAACCUGCGGGAGGCCGCGGAGCGACAGCUGAACGAGGGUCACACCCAGGUAAACUUUGUGUCCACUCUGCUGCGCGUCACCAUGUCUGAUCAGCUGGAUUUGCCAGUCAGGCAAGCAGGUGUGAUUUACCUUAAGAACAUGAUAACCCAGCACUGGAGCGAUGGAGACGUUUCGGGCACAGAGACGCCUGUUAACAACAUCCCCGAGGAGGACAGGCAGUUCAUCCGAGACAACAUAGUGGAGGCCAUCAUCCACUCCCCCGAGCGCAUCAGGGUUCAGCUGACAACAUGCAUCCACCACAUGAUCAAGCACGACUACCCUGGCAAGUGGACGACCAUCGUGGACAAGAUUGGCUUCUAUCUGCAGUCAGACAACAGCAGAGCGUGGCUGGGGAUCUUGCUCUGCCUUUACCAGCUCGUCAAAAACUACGAAUACAAAAAGCCAGAAGAGCGUCAGCCUCUCGUGGCCGCCAUGCACAUCUUCAUGCCUAUGCUGAAGGAGCGCUUCAUCCAGCUCCUCCCGGACUCCUCCAGCGAGUCUGUGCUCAUACAGAAACAGAUUUUCAAAAUCCUCUACGCCCUCUUCCAGUACAACCUUCCAUUGGAACUCAUCAACAGACAGAACCUGACAGAGUGGAUGGAGAUCUUGAAGACAGUCGUGGAUAGAGAUGUUCCGCCGAUGAAGAAACUGAAUGAGUUCACGCAAACUGAGACGAUGCAGAUUGAUGAAGAUGAGUGGCCUGAGCUGCCAUGGUGGAAGUGUAAGAAGUGGGCCCUUCACAUCCUGGCUCGGCUGUUCGAGAGGUAUGGAAGCCCCGGCAACACAACCAAAGAGUACGCCGAGUUUGCUGAACUUUUCCUAAAGGAAUAUGCAGUUCCAGCGCAGCAGGUGCUGCUGAAAGUCUUAUAUCAGUAUAAGGAGAAGCAAUAUGUGGCUCCAAGGGUACUCCAGCAGACACUCAACUACAUCAACCAGGGCAUCGCACACGCCUUGACAUGGAAGAACCUCAAACCACACAUUCAGGGCAUCAUUCAGGAUGUGGUGUUUCCCCUCAUGUGCUACACAGACAGUGACGACGACCUGUGGCGGGAAGAUCCCUACGAGUACAUCCGCAUGAAGUUUGAUGUGUUCGAGGACUUCAUCUCGCCUACAACCGCAGCGCAAACGCUUCUAUUCACUGCCUGCAACAAAAGGAAAGAGGUGCUGCAAAAGUCGAUGGGCUUCUGCUACCAGAUCCUAACCGAUCCCGCCUCCGACCCAAGGAAAAAAGAUGGCGCCCUGCACAUGAUUGGCUCUCUGGCAGAAAUCCUGCUGAAGAAAAAGAUAUACAAGGACCAGAUGGAGUACAUGCUGCAGAAUCACGUCUUCCCCCUGUUUUGCAGCGAUCUGGGCUACAUGAGGGCCAGGGCCUGCUGGGUGCUGCAUUACUUCUGCGAGGUGAAGUUCAAAAGUGACCAGAACCUGCAGACGGCCCUCGAGCUGACCCGCCUCUGCCUCAUCAAUGACAACGAGAUGCCGGUCAAGGUGGAGGCCGCCAUCGCCCUGCAGGUGCUCAUCAGCAACCAGGAGAAAGCCAAAGAGUACAUCACUCCCUUCAUCCGGCCAGUGAUGCAGGCGCUCCUGCACAUCGUCAGGGAGACGGAGAACGACGACCUGACCAACGUCAUCCAGAAGAUGAUCUGCGAAUACAGCGAGGAGGUCACCCCGAUUGCAGUGGAGAUGACACAGCACCUGGCGAUGACGUUCAACCAGGUGAUUCAGACAGGGCCCGACGAAGAAGGAGGCGAUGACAAAGCUGUGACGGCCAUGGGCAUCCUCAACACCAUCGACACACUGCUAAGUGUGGUGGAGGACCACAAAGAGAUCACAGAGCAGCUGGAGGGCAUCUGUCUGCAGGUGAUCGGCACCGUGCUGCAGCAGCAUGUGCUGGAAUUCUACGAGGAGAUCCUGUCCCUGGCUCACAGCCUGACCUGCCAGCAGGUGUCCAAACAGAUGUGGCAACUUCUUCCACUUGUGUAUGAAGUCUUCCAACAAGAUGGAUUUGACUACUUCACUGAUAUGAUGCCUCUCCUUCACAACUACGUCACAGUUGACACAGAGGCCCUGCUAUCCGACACCAAACACCUUGAGAUUAUUUAUAGCAUGUGCAAGAAGGUCCUGACAGGCGAUCCAGGCGAGGACCCAGAAUGCCAUGCAGCUAAGCUGUUAGAGGUGAUCAUCCUGCAGUGCAAAGGCAUUGAGCAGGUCGUCCCCUUGUUUGUGGCCGCCGCGUUGGAGCGUUUGACACGGGAGGUGAAGACCAGCGAGCUGAGGACGAUGUGCCUGCAGGUGGCCAUUGCCGCACUUUACUGCAACCCCCCCGUCCUCCUCAACACCCUGGAGAAUCUCCGCUUCCCCAACAACACUGAGUCGAUCACGAACCACUUUAUUUCUCAGUGGCUGAAAGACGUGGACUGCUUCCUCGGUCUCCACGACAGGAAGAUGUGCAUUCUGGGACUCUGCGCUCUCAUCGAUCUCAAUCCCAGGCCGGAGGCCGUCAACCACGUGGCCGACAAGCUCGUCCCAGCGGCCAUCCUGCUGUUCAGCGGCCUCAAACGGGCGUACGCCUGCCGAGCGGAGCACGAGAACGACGACGACGAUGACGACGACAAUGGAGAGGAAGACGACGACAACGCUGAGCUGGGCAGCGACGAAGACGACAUCGACGAGGAAGGCCAGGAGUACCUGGAGAUGCUGGCGAAGCACGCCGGAGAAGACGGAGACGACGAAGACUGGGAGGAGGACGACGCCGAGGAGACGGCGCUGGAGGGCUACACUACAGCCGUGGACGACGAAGACAACAUGGUGGACGAGUACCAGAUCUUCAAAGCCGUACUACAGAAUAUCCAGAGCCGCGACCCGGCGUGGUACCAGGCACUAACACAAGCCCUCGACGAGGAGCAGGGCAAACAGCUUCAGGACAUUGCCACACUUGCAGACCAGAGACGGGCAGCACACGAAUCCAAGAUGAUCGAGAAGCACGGCGGCUACAAGUUCACAGCGCCAGUGGUGCCAUCUACUUUCAACUUUGGAGGCACCGCUCCAGGAAUGAAUUGAGUCAUCUUGUUCUACUUUUUAUUACUCUGUGACUGAUUGUAGUGAAGUGAAAAAAGCUUGUGUUGUUCCCUUAAGUAGUGGUUCCAGAACUGGUUCUUCUCAGUCAUUCUUCAAUCUAUCAAAUGGGGAAACUAGUACCAGAAGAUGUGGGAAAGCAACCAAAAUGUAACCAAUGGCUGGGGAAAACAAACCAAGAACUUGAGCACGAUGCGGGAGAAGAAGAGAAGAAGAAGCUCUGAACAACGCUGUCUCCUGGAGUCCGGCGUGGGAGAGACACCAUGACAGCAACUCUUUUGUUUUUUUCCCACUUAAACAAAAAUUUUGGGGGAUGAACAGAAUCGAUAAUGGGACUAAAUAUUUUCAUUAUCGCUGUUGUGGCCAAAUGGCCGUAAUAAGAUUAUACCUCUGGUAGUGAUCAAAUGUAAUUUUGUGCAUAAACAAACACUCAUGUUUAUGUACAUACAAGCCAAGGUUAUUGGUUUUUCAAGUAGCCUUGAGAAAUAACCGGAGGCAUUUGUAAGGUAUCAACAGCUGUAUUCAUAUGUAGCAUAUUGGAUAAUACAUAGCACUAUGUGAUGCCUGAUCUCUGUAAAUUAAUGACUAGCACUUUCAUAUUGUUCAGGUCUCCUAGCCUUCUGUAUCAGACUGCAAAUUUUUUAAAUUGAAAACUAUUUAAAAAAAAAAAAAAGGAAAACAGCUGUAACUUUUGUUACUUUGCAAGUGACUUCUGUAACGGCUGGUCGGCAUGCUUCAUGUUACAGAGCGGAUCAGCGGGCAACUUGGAAACAUCGACAUGUUUAUUUUUUUGUUGUUUUUUUUUUUUUUGUUUUUUGUUUUUUCUUUCCAGGAAAAGAGAAUGCUCUUGGUGUUCAGUACGGCUACAGGACAAGUGUUUAUGAGCACUGGAAGUGCAGUUGGAUACAUCAUUGAAGCAUGUACAAUUGGACUUUUAUCGUGAAGGUCUCAAGCUUUUGGUUGGUGUAUGGAUGAACCAUCUAUAUAUACAACAUAUUAAAACAAAAGGAAAAAAAAAAGCGAAGGGAGUUCAUGACCAUGAGUGUUUUUAUUGAACAGACACAUUUGUGUCGAAGACACUGGUAAACGAGUGGAGUACUCGUCUCGUCUUUGAGUUGGCUAUAACUUGGUCUCAGCAAUAUAAAAUGUGAAAUAGAAAAAUAUAACAUUAACCCCACGAGAAGGUCGACCGACUUGUACUGAUGGAACGGAAAGAACACGGCGUCGACUCAGCAGUUGCCUUCUGAAGUGUGUCGUUGCCUCAUUUUACUCGACAUAAUGCAGUUUCUGCAUGGUGAACUCAUUCCUGUAAAAAUCUGUAAAGGUUUAUGUGUAAUUAAACUAGA